This is a messenger RNA of Phoenix dactylifera (date palm), 618 nucleotides long. NCBI's taxonomy places the organism in Eukaryota, Viridiplantae, Streptophyta, Magnoliopsida, Arecales, Arecaceae. The record is from RefSeq and is a predicted model, not a curated record.
AUGAGCCCCCCCAUCCUGCUCCUCCCGCCGGACGCCCUCCACAACGUCCUUGGCCGCCUCCCCCUCCUCCAGGCCCUCGCCUGCCGCUCCGUCUGCCACCUCUUCCGCGACGCGAUCUCCUCCCCGUCCUUCCUCGCCGCCCUCCCCCCGGUCCGCCUCCUCGCCCUUCGCCACCCCCGUGCAGCCGCUUCCACCCCCUCCCUCCACGCCUUUGACACCGCCCUCGGUCGUUGGCUCUGCCUCCCCCUCUCCUUCCUCCCCUUCCCCUCCUCAUCCCCCGUCACCGCUUCCCCCUCCCUCCUCUACCUCUGGGCUGACACUUCCGCCGCCCCCUCCGCCGUAGGCGACCCUAAGAACCCCAAGUCCCUCAUCCUCUGUAACCCGCUCGCCCGCUCGUACCGCCUCCUCCCGCCACUCGGCUCCGCCUGGUCCCGCCACGGCACCGUCCUCGCCGGCCCUGGCGGCGCCGCCCUCGUCCUCACCGAGCUGGCCGCCAUCGCCUAUGCCCCCGGCGCUGACCGCUGGCUCAAGUUCUCCCUCUGCGACGUCGGCUUCUGUUCCCUCAACCUCCCUUCCAAGCCCCCCGUUCCCCCUUCUAUUCCCAUGUUUUUUUCAUAG